ACUAUCACCCCCGGAGACAGGCUCGCAGAGUUAGCAGAUUGUGGCUAACUAAAGGAGCCAAGCCUUUUGUCACAGAACAGCCAUUGAGAGUCCAGUGCGACUUCUCUUUAUGAGGUUGCUUUCUUGGGAAUCAUCCUCCAAGAAGCAGCCAUGUGGCCUUUCCAUUGUCAGGGAAACUGCAGGUGACUUCUCAACCAUUGCAGCUCUGAUGAUGAAAGAGUAACCCAAACCGUGUACCCAGAGAUAAGGUUCACAGCUGUUGUCUUACAUCACGUAGCCACCCUUACUUCUCAGUAAGCAGGACUCAAACGCUUGACUCACUGCAGGCUUGGUGGGGCAGAUAAAUUCCGUUCUCUAUGACUAGGCUGGAGACACACCCAGGACCCCCAACAAAAGGACGGGCAGAAAAAGAGAAAUAAUAAUUGGUAAGCAUUUAGACAAUGCUUCAAUAGAGAAAAGAGGAAACGGAGCACUUCGUAGUCCUGUUAUCAGCAGAGACAGAGCAAACACUGGGGGUACCAAAUGUGAAGAAGCUCACUGGACAGGUUCUGGCUAUGCACUUCUGGUUUUGGUGGUGGUUCUGUAUUUGAUGCACUCCUUUACACCAAGGACCAAACCUAAGAGGCAUGCGACCUGCACUUGAUAGCGUGCUGGGUACCGGGGCUCUGAUGGGAAACCAGGCUUGACUGGCGGCUGUGGUCCUCGGUUUCUAAUGCCGAGAACCUCUGGAACUGAAGGGAGCUGCAUAGACAGCUCUACACAUUUGUUGAGUGGAUUCCAGCGGAAUCUCUCCUAGUGUGUGUUGUGAACUUUAAUUCACCCUUUGUGAGUCAAAUCAGAAGUCUCUUUGCAUCAAUUGGGCCCCGACCCAUCACACUGAUUUGACCAUCAUGCUGCCUACGGUACUAAUUCUUGUGGGGUCUUGGGCAACACUGCAAGCUGACUUACUUUCUGACAAAAAGGUUUUACUUCUGCCACCUGUCAAUUUUACCAUUAAAGCCACUGGAAUAGCCCAAGUUCUUUUACACUGGGACCCAAACCCUGACCAAGAGCAAAGCAAUGUUGAGCUACGAUAUCAUGUGAAAAUACAUGCUCCACAAGAAGAUGAUUAUAAUACCAGGAAGACUGAAAGCAAAUAUGUGGCCCCUCUGCACAAUGGCUUUGCAGCUAGUGUGAGAAGCAUCCUACGGAGAAGCCACUUUUUCCUGGCCAGCAGUUGGGUUUCUGCUGAACUCAAAGCUUCACCAGGGUCUUCAGGAACCUCGGUUAUGAAUUUGACGUGUGCCACAAACACUGUCGUGAGUAGUCACACCCACGUAAAGCCAUACCAAGUGUCUCUUCGCUGCACCUGGCUUGUUGGCAAGGAUGCCCCUGAAGACACACAGUACUUCCUAUACUAUAGGUUUGGUGUUUGGACUGAAGAAUGCCAAGAAUACAGCAGAGAUACACUGAACAGAAAUACUGCAUGUUGGUUUCCCAGGACAUUUAUCAACAGCAAAGGGUUUGAGCAGCUUGCAGUACACAUUAAUGGCUCAAGCAAGCAUGCUGCAAUCAAGCCCUUCGAUCAGCUGUUCACUCCACAUUCCAUUGAUCAAGUGAAUCCUCCAAGGAAUGUCACAGUUGAAAUUGAAGAAACUUCUCUUUAUAUCCAAUGGGAGAAACCAGUCUCUGCCUUUCCAGUCCAUUGCUUUAACUACGAAUUGAAAAUUCACAACACAAAGAAUGGCUACUUUCAGAUGGAAAAACUGGCCACCAACAAAUUCAUCUCAAAAAUUGAUGAUGUAUCUACAUACUCUAUUCAAGUGAGAGCAGUUGUGAGCUCAUUUUGCAGAGCAUCUGGAAGCUGGGGCGAGUGGAGUCAACCUAUUUAUGUGGGAAAGGAGAAGAAGCCCUUGGCAGAAUGGCGUCUCAUUGUGUUUCCAGCAACCGCUUGCUUUGUCUUGUUUAUUUUCUCACUCAUCUGCAGAGUGUGUCACAUAUGGAUCAAGCUAUUUCCACCAGUUCCAGCCCCUAAGAGUAACAUUAAGGAUCUCCUUGUGGUGACUGACUAUGAGAAAGCUGCUUGGAAUGAAACCAAAAUUGAAGUUGUAAGUUGUGUGGAAGAGGCUGGAUUUGAAGUCAUGGAAAACUCCAUGUUUUAAUGGCAUUGUGAUAUCCUGAAAAGAAUUCAUAUAGGACUCCAUGAUAAAGGCAAGGACUGAGAUUUCUUGGCAAUGAGGAAUGUCAAACGAACACACAGCUCACCAUUUGAUUGCGAGGCAACACAUCCAGACACAUGAGUCUCCAAUGUCCCAUCUCCUGAAGUAUACAAAUCUCAUCAAACCACCUGGCUCACAGCAGGACAUUGAACACAUCUGAGUAGGGUGCCUCGUUUUCCCACCCACAGUAUGUAGAGUAUCACCCAGCCUGGUUAUACAGGCCAGUCUUUGCAAUUUGCAUGAAUUGCUUUGAACAUUUUGCACAGGAGACAGUUUUUCAAGCUAAUAUCACAUGUUCAUUUGGUUUGAGCUGCCAACGGUAGCACUCUCAGCUAGAGUGAUGGGAAGAAAGAGCGGAACCCAUCCAGAGUGAACCCAAAUUCAAGACUGUCUUUCCCGCAGCAAGUGGAAGCGAUCAUUUCAUGGUGCUUUUCCCCUUCGAGUUCUAGAAUACUUCUUUCAAGAACUGUGUCUGUGUGUUGGGGUGUGGGAUGAUGCGAUGUGGAGGUGGAAACAAAGACUAUGUCCAGUUCUAUAUGCCUGUCUCAGGAAGCAUCCCAGCCAAAGUAACUGAAAACAUGCACUAAGAUAUCAUGCCUGGGGCUACGGAGAUGGAUGGCUCAGUUGGCAAGUGCUUGGUGAAGAAGCAUAAAACCUGAGACUGGUCAACCAGCACCAAGGAAACAGCAACCAAACAGUGCAAGCAGCAUCAGCCUCUGAUCCUAGUGCAGAGGAAACAAAGACGAGAGGCUCCAUGGGACCUGCUGGUCACUCUGGCCACAAAGAUGGGAGACUCCAUGGGAACUGCUGGCUGCUCAGUUUAGCAAACUGGUGGUUUCUAGGUUGAGUGAGAGAUUCUGUCUUAAAAAUUUAAGGUAGAAAGUGAUUGGGGAGAACCGCUGACACUGGCCUCUGGCCUAUAUACAUGUACAUAAAUGAACAGACGCACAUACACACACAUACACAUAUACACUAAAAAUAUCAUUCCCCAUUAAGAGAGAAGACAGGAGUUUGUUGAAGGAUUACAUUUUUCAAGGUUUUCCUUAAUACUAUGGAAAUCAACAGAGAGACAUUGAACAUAAUUCUGCUGUGAAGGUGAUUGCUAGAUCUAGAAUGUACUUCCCAAAGAGAUGUUUGAUGCAAGAGCCUUCAUGAUGACUUAUUGGUCAACUAGUUUUUGUUCAACCUUAUUCUCUUAAGUUAGGGUUUUCCGUAUGUCAUCUCAGUACACAUUAUAAUGGUAUAGAAAUGUAUUCUCUCAAUGUCUUCAUAUAUGAGGUCAUAUUUAUAAGCCUUUGUGAUGGGCAGUGAACUUGAAGUAGAAGCAAGCACAAGGAUGCUCUGGGAGGAGGAAUAGUUAAUAGUAGAAAAGGCCCUAAUGGUAUUGAUUUCACAUAGUCCUGAGGCAAGGAGCUUGAGACAAUAAAGGAGAUGGUGGCACUUAAAAUCGACACCAUGAACCACUUUUUUUUUUAUACUUUAGAGCUGGUUUAGUUAGUUUAGAUACUCUGGGUGAGGUAUCCGAGGAGUACCAACUAUCUGUUACAUGGUCUUUCUGAUUUAGCAUAUAACCAUCCACCACUUUGUGCUGAGAACGAAAGGCAGAGCAAUCAUGGACGUCUGCCAAUAUUGGACUCCUCCGAGGGUCAGGGCACUAUAGCAGGUUCUCUGCUCCAUCUCUCUGGUCUUCACAAGUCUGUGCUGUGCCACAGUCGUAUACAUUGUGGCCUCCAUAUUAAAGAUACAGGCAAUGGGGAUAAGAAAGUUCAAUAGCCAGGAAAGGGCACAGCAGUGAGCUGAAUAUCACGCUCGGCAGACCUUAGUAACACAGAGGAGACCAUCAUAAAAGCUAAAGUUGGGGCCCUAGAGAGAUGGCUCAGUGGUUAAGAGCACUUGACUGCUCUUCCAGAGGUUUGUCUUUAAUUCUCAGCAACUGUACGAUAGCUCACAACCAUCUGUAAUGGGAUCAAGUUCCUUCUUCUGGUGUGCAUGAAGACAUAGCUCAUAAAAUACAUGGAUAAAUAAAUCAAAAAAGAAAAAAAUGAAGUUGAUUUUAGGGGUCAGACCAGGAAGUUGAGGUCCAUGGGAGUGUUACUAUAGUUGGAAAAAUUUAUUUUUGACCAACUAACUGGCCAAGAAUCUAUGAAAAAUGGUGCUAAAGAAUCUCUAUAAAGGGAGUCAAGAAUUUGCAUGGUCAGCUAUUCUCAAGUAAGUCUUAUGCUGCUGGAUUGCAUACUACACUUUGGGAAAUUGUUAUGAACAUUGCAAAUUGAAAACUGCCCCAUUAAAGAAUAACGGAUGGAAACAAUCAA
Messenger RNA from Myodes glareolus (Bank vole), 4510 nucleotides. RefSeq names its product interleukin 5 receptor subunit alpha (gene Il5ra). Lineage: Eukaryota; Metazoa; Chordata; Mammalia; Rodentia; Cricetidae. Gene Ontology annotation, molecular function: protein binding; cytokine receptor activity. Gene Ontology annotation, cellular component: membrane; external side of plasma membrane. Gene Ontology annotation, biological process: cytokine-mediated signaling pathway. The record is from RefSeq and is a predicted model, not a curated record.